This is a messenger RNA of Cladophialophora psammophila CBS 110553, 834 nucleotides long. RefSeq lists its product as uncharacterized. The record is from RefSeq and is a predicted model, not a curated record. NCBI's taxonomy places the organism in Eukaryota, Fungi, Ascomycota, Eurotiomycetes, Chaetothyriales, Herpotrichiellaceae. The transcript is spliced from 3 exons. The coding region runs from base 1 to 834 and encodes 277 amino acids.
AUGCCUUCGCUCGUCGCUUCCCUCCUCGCCGCCGGUCUGGCGACCUUGGCCCAGGCAUAUACCGCGCCUGGUGCACAGACAUGGGGCCCUCUGCUCACCCCAGAUUUGUCAAAUCCCGUUACUCAAGGCGAAGACUUCACUGUGACCUGGGACCCUGAGAACCACCCAACAGACGGCGUCACGGUGAGCCUUGUGCUCUGCCAGGGACCCAGCACCAACUGCGUGCCCCAAGACACUGCCAUUGCAUCAGGCAUUCCCGCUGCUCAGAAGUCCUUCGACUGGAAAGUCCCCUGCGACUUGGCUCCAGGCACCAAAAACACCGAUACCGGCUAUGGAAUGCUGAUCAUUGUCGACGGCACUGGAGAGUUCCAAUACUCGACCCAGUUCUCCUGCCUCAAGAGCGACAGCUGCUCCAGCUCCGGCUCAUCAUCUGCCGCUCUUUCCUCCGUCAGCGGCACCAGCACCGUUAGUGGUGGCUCCAUCAUCCUGGGCCCCCCGGCAUACCAGACCGGCACCAACACGUAUGGUUCGUCGGGCAACUCGACCUGGGCCACCACCGCGACGAAAACCGGCAGCAGCUGGGCCACUGCCACGGCAUCCUCUUCUGGGUCAUUGACUUACAGCGGCGGCUACAGCACCCUUCCAGGCACCACGGUCAUCGCCUCUAGCACCCUGGCUACCGCGACCGCCGCUACGACCGCCGCUGGGCAGAGCUCGGGAGCCGCCUCCGCGCCCGCGGCCAGCGCAUCCACAUUCGCUGGCGGCGCGGGUCAAGUCGGCUACAGCGCCGCAGGGUUGGUCAUUGCUGGUGCAGUUGCUGUGUUCGCGCUGUAG